AUUGAUACCAACUUAACUCCAAUCACAUACAAAAACUCUUCUCCUAUACAGCUCUGCCCGCCCCCCCCUGCCCCUGUGUCCACCGGGAAACGGGACAAGCUGGCACAGGUAGAGCAGACCUACUGUGACCGGCUGGUGCAGGUGUCCUUUGUGUGCCUCAUGCCCCAGUUCCGGAACCCCAGGGCAUCCCUGCGCGUCCGGCUCUGUGACCUGCUGGGCCACCUGCAGCGGAGCGGCGAGCGGGACUGCCAGGAGUUCUACCGUGCCCUCUACAUCCACGCCCAGCCCCUGCACAGCCGCCUGCCCAGCAGGCACUCCGGGCAGAACUCCGACCUGGAGUGCGCAGACCUGGACUUGGGUACCGCCAGCCACACGCUCAGCGACAGGGGACCCAUGGCCUUUCUGGCCUGCCUCGGCCUAGCCGCGGGGCUGGCCCUCCUCGUCUACUGCUGCCCUCCAGGUGGGUGCCGCUCAGCCGGGCCUGGCUCCGAGCCAGGACAGAGGCUUCCCCUCCCGCCCCCGGGCACAGUGCCCGCCCGGCUCUCCAUGCCUCUGUGUUCCCACCGCAGUGGGGCAGUGGCCGGCUGAGGGGAGAGGGUGCGGGGCCCAGUGGUGGUGGCCCCAGUUCCUGCACUUGGCCCUCAGUGACCCCUCCAGGGGUCAGAGAACGAGGCCCCUUUGGGAGGAGGGGUGCAUGAAACAGGGCUCAGGGGUUAGAAAGCGCUGCCUGCGUGGGGCCUGGGGUCCCCUCCAGUGUCAUGGCCCUGACGGGUGGCCAGAGGCCCAGGGCUGAGGCCCCCAGGCCGGGCACAGCCCCACCGUUCCUUUCUUUCCAUGUUGAGAUUGCCGAGGUCCUGGGGUCCGCUUCCUGCUGUCCUUCCUGGCGGCCGAGCUGGGGGGCCUCUGACGACCAGCUCCCCUCCAGCCCCCCUCCGCCCACUGCGCACCAAAGAGCCCGCCUCCCCGGCCGGGGCCUCCUCUUGCCUAAAGGCUUGGAUCCUGAAGGCACGUCCUCAUCUUGCCAAGCUGCUCAGUGAAUUAAACGGGAGUCUCCCGCCUUCUCAG
Messenger RNA from Myotis davidii, 1065 nucleotides. It is a transcript of the gene CARD19, whose product is annotated as caspase recruitment domain family member 19. The annotation marks the transcript as partial. NCBI's taxonomy places the organism in Eukaryota, Metazoa, Chordata, Mammalia, Chiroptera, Vespertilionidae. The transcript is spliced from 5 exons. Gene Ontology annotation, cellular component: mitochondrion. The record is from RefSeq and is a predicted model, not a curated record.